AUGCAUAUUUUAUUCCUUGUGUUCUGUUCCGCUGGCAUCGUAAUUUCGGCGAGCGUCGGUGUUGACCUGAAUACAAUACUACGCGGUGUUCAGUUCAGCUCGAAGGAUGUUAGCUUCAAUUUUAAAAACUUCAAUGCUUCGAAUGGGCGUGUUUCGUUUGACACCUUGACGAUUACUGAUGGCGAGUUGGACACUAAUUCCAUUCAAGAUUACCGAGACCCUUCAGCUUCCCCAACUUUGAUGCCUUCUAAUUCAUCCACGCAAUCAAUUAUCGAUUAUCCUGAACUGGUUAACAUCCUUGACGACGACAUCGAUCCAUGCGAUGACUUCUACGGUCAUGUAUGUCAGAAAUGGAUUGAUUCACAUGAUAUUGAUAUUGAUGAAACAUCUGUUGGACAUAUGGACUUGCUCACACAACGAGUUCAAUCACAAAUCAAAGAAGUUCUCGGAGAUCACAGUGUCGAUACCACUCGUGAGCACAAGUUGGUGCACGACUUCUAUGAGAAAUGUAUGUCUCAUAAGCGAUCACCUGAUAAUCAGGCUCUCAUGGUGUUGUUGCAGCAGCUCAAGAAAGCGCGUGAAGCAAACACAACAACCCUAACGAGUUGGAUGAUAGAGUUUCGACCUAUGAAUUUUCUCAUAGAUGUUUCCGUGGGAAUCAAUGAACUCAAUUCCAGUUUACGAGUUUUGCAGGUGUCUACUGCUGGAGCAAGCUUGGGAUUCAAUUCAUACACUAAGGAGGAAUAUCGCCACGAAUAUGAUGCCAUGAGAAAUUUCUUGAGGGAACUUCUUGAUCUUCUUCAAAUGGAUGACUACAAUGGAAUGAUUUUUGGUGGAUCUGCUGAGGAAUAUGAAAAUCGGAUUAACGCAUUCUUCAUCGUCGAUAGAUUCCUUGCAAACCUUACUCAGAGUAAUCAGUACAAUCGCACCACUGUAAUGAUGGACUAUAACACAUUGAAGUCGACAUCCACAAAUAUUGAUUGGGACGAUUACUUCAAAAGCUUCCUAACUCCUGAUCUUAUGAAGGACUUACAAACGAUGGAAAUCCAGAUAAUUGAUGAGGACGCCUUAAGACAAGUCGACGACUUGAUUUGCGAUCUGGAUGAAAAGACGCUAUUGUAUUAUUUAGAUUGGGUGUCGGUUAUGUAUUUUGGAGAGUUCUUCGACAGUCGAUAUCAAGAAGUCCUACAGACUUACAAUUUUGCAAUAUCUGGUGCCAAAACUCAGAGCAAAGAAAAGGAUUGUAUGUCAACAGCCAGCCAGAUAUUCUAUGACGUCGUUGCUAAGCUUUAUGUUAACAAGUACUUUCCCAACUCCUCUCGGGAAGAGGUUAAAGAAAUGGUUUCCAAUAUUUUGAUAAGUUUUGAGGAAAUGCUUAAAACUAGCACCUGGAUGGAUGAUAAAACGAAAAGUGCCGCACUGGAUAAACUUCAUUCGAUUCACAAGUUCAUCGGUUACAAUGAUCUGAUUCUUAGUUAUAAUGUAAUCGCGGAAAAGUAUAAAAACCUCGUUUUCACGGUCAACGAUACUUAUUACACUCAAAUGUUGAAAAUUCAGCAGUGGACUCAGGGAUUGGUCUUGAAGCGACUGAAUACGACACGCACUGUCCUCGAAUUUGAGUUCCCUUCUACCGACGUGAAUGCGUUUUAUGAUCCGACGAGUAAUAGCAUUGCAUUGACGGCAGCCAUUUUACAACCACCGUACUUCGAUAGUAGACUUCCAAGUUCUGUAAAUUAUGGUGCGAUUGGAGCUGCAAUAGGCCAUGAAAUCACUCACGGAUUUGAUAGUUCAGGCUCGGAAUUCGAUAAAUAUGGAAAUCGAGUAAAUUGGUGGGAUGACGAAACAAUGAAAAAAUUCGGAAAUCGCACGAGAUGCUUCAUUAAACAGUAUUCCGAUAUUAAGGUAGACUCAACAAAUUUGACAGUUGAUGGACGAUUGACACUAAACGAGAACAUUGCCGAUAAUGGUGGAAUUCGUGCUGCACUUGGAGCGCUUAAAAUGAAUAAGAACAAAAAUGAUCCAAAAAUUCGAGGACUUGAAGCCAAAACACCAAUUCAACUAUUUUUCAUAGCCAAUGCACACGUCUGGUGCGGAAAAUCACGCCAUCAGUUCAUGCUCAAUCGCCUGUACACAGAUGUUCAUGCUCCCGAAAAAUGGCGGAUCAACGCGGUGUUCUCGAAUCAAAUCGAAUUCGCAAGAGCAUUCGAUUGCAAAAUGAUUUUGCAAUCCAUUCUGUAUCCGCUCAUUUUUUUCAUUUACUAUCCGAUUAUUUGGUUCCUCAAUUAUUUUCGUCCAGUGAAGAAAUUUGUCGCUAAUGCAGACGAGAUUCACAAUGUUCUUGAUGCAGUAGAAAAUGAAUGGAAAUAUGAGGAAAUUAAAGAUGAAGUGACAAAAGAUCCAAGAAUCUAUUCGAUUGGGCCGUUGAUCGUCGAAUUGCGACUCCCUUACAGGAAGUGGAGAAUUAAUUUUACUGGAUAUUUGAAAAAUUCCGAAGGUUUGCGAAAAUUUGUGACAAUUUCUGGAUGGUGGAGAAGCUGCUCAAGCGCGCGAUACUUCUACAGUAAUAGAGGUCCAGAUGUGUACGAAGACAUUAUUCGACAAGAAAAAACGGCAAUUUUGAAAAAUUUGGAAAUUAUUGAUAAAGUUCGUACACUAGAAUUAAUCAAUCAGUUGGGAGAAUAUCACGCCGAACUCAGGAUUGAUGGAAAUGUCAGAGAGCAUAGAGCAUGCCAUGAUAAACUGCUAACGGGAGGCAAGGGUUCGAAUUUGGCAAAACUGCAAGCAAUAUCACAUGGAUUUUCGGUUCCACCAGGAAUUGUUGUCACCACGGCUGCUUUCGACGCUCACAUGGAAUCUAAUCCUGAAUUGCAGAAGCUGGUUGCAAAACUCGAUGACCCUAAUGGAAACAUAGAAGAAAUUGGAAAAGAAAUUGAGACAGCAAUUUUGGAAUCUAAAGUAAAUGAGCAAUUGGCAAUACAAAUUUUCGGAAUGAUUCCGACGAGCGAAUAUUACGCAGUUCGAUCGUCCGCUGUAGGCGAAGACGGAGCCGAUCUAUCAUCUGCUGGGCAAUUAGAAUCCUAUUUGGAUACUCCGAAAAAUCAAAUUAUUGAAAAGUUAAGACUUUGCUGGUCAUCGAACUUCCGGCGGGAAGUUUUGAAUUAUAGAAGGAAUUAUGGACAGCUUUUGAAUCCAUCAAUGGCAGUUGUUAUUCAGGAAAUGAAUAGAAAUGGUGUAGCUGGGGUUAUGUUCACCGCGAAUCCUGUGAAAAUGGAUCGAGGCGAAAUUGUGAUAAAUGCUUUGAAAGGAUGUGGAGAGCAAAUUGUUAGCGGACAGGAGACUCCUGACGAAAUUCAUAUGAACCGAUUCGAUAAAUCCAAGAAGAUUAUGACAAAUAAUUCGCAAUGCUGCUUGUCGGACGACGAAAUUGAAAAACUUGGGGGUGUCGGGGAAUAUCUUGAAUCAAUCUUCGGGAAACCGCAAGAUGUUGAAUUUGUGGUACAGACAGACGCAAUCUACUUGGUGCAGUCGCGCGAUAUCACCGGACUGGAUAAAGAAACAAACUUUGAAAUGUAUUACGAAUUCGAUACACCCAAUUCAAGUGAGAGGGAAAUAUUCUGUAAUGCGAAUGUUGGCGAAGUAUUCCCAGCUCCGAUCACUGCAAUAGACGCGUUAGCAAAUUGUUUUCUUUUCGAUAAAGUUAUUGGGUCCAUAACCAAUCGAGACUUUAAUGGAAUUGUCAGCACCCAAAAUUGGAAAAACUUCUCAAUUCAACACCGAAAAGUGUUUAUCAAUCUCUUGGAGGUUGUCCUUCCCACAUGGGAAGUCUCGCAGAAAGAUCGAAUUAUCGAAAUUGUCGUUGCUGGAGAAUUAUUAUUAAAUGAUGAAAUGUUUAAACAAGGAUCUGAGAAAUUCGGACGCCUUCCGAAGCAUUUUCCACUAAAACGUUUAUAUUCAAUGUUGAAAAUGAUAUUCUAUUCGUUGUCGCGACUCUUGAAGAGGAUACAAGAAGCAGAGAAAAUAAUUGAGAACUUAAUUCCGUCGUCAGGGUGGACAAUUGAAGAAGCAUUUCACAGUUUGAAAAAACAGCAUCGUCUUCAUUGCGAGAUCAUGCAACUUCAUUCACUCAUCUCAAUGUCGUCUUCAUUUACUUAUGUCAUUUGCGGAAUGCUUAUUCGUGGAUCCGAUAGUGGCGAGCUUAGCGACGAUAAUCUUUCCGAUUUUGCGAAUGUAUUCUCCAAUAAUGCUCGUAGUGAUGUGAUCAGCGCCGAUGUUCCAAACUCAUUGAAGAAAAUUGCAGCGGCUAUUAAAGAGGAUCGCUUGGGCAAUGAGUUUAAAAACUCUGACACUGGAAAUGCAUUGAAUAUUAUUAAGAGAGGGGAAAAUGGUCGAAAGGAAUUGAAAAGAUUCAUCGAACUUCAUGGACAUCGAGGUCCCAACGAAUUAUAUAUUAAUGCAACAACUUGGGAAGAGAAUAAUGAAUUGCUAAUUCACACAAUCAAAAGCAUGUUGGACUGCCCUGAAACUAGUGGGAAAACUGUCGAAAAUGAGGAUAGUAUCGUUGAAAAUUUGAAAUGCAAACCAACUGGUCUAAGAAGAUUCAUGUUAAAAUAUUUUAUUGGACAAACGCAUAGAGGAGUCGCCUUCCGAGAAUCCGCGAAGAGUUGCCUUGUUUCAUCAGUUAACUCUGUUAGAAAAACAUGCAGAUUUAUUGGGCAAAAGCUCUAUGAAAAAGGUUACAUUCCAAAUGCCAAUUUAUGGAUUCAUUUUACGGUGGAUGAGCUCAAAGAGCUAAAUUCCACUCGAAGUCCUCGUUUAGUCACGCGAGCAAUUCGCCGCAAACAAAUCACCUCAAAGUUUGAAGGAAUGCAAUUUCCACUGGUCUCACACGGUCCGAUGAAUCCAGUCGAAAAUAAUCUAAUUAAAUAUAAUGAUUCUGUGGAUGUCGUACUUCGCGGGACGACCGUGUGUGAGGGAAAAAUCGUAGCGAAAGCAAGAGUGGCAAAAAAUAUCGAAGAAGCCAAGCAGACAAAACCUGGAGAAAUUCUAAUAACCCGCUACACCGAUAUUUGCUGGUCGCCAUUUUUCCCAAUAAUCAGCGGAAUUGUCACAGAAAUUGGUGGUCUUCUUAGUCAUGGUGCUGUCGUUGCUAGAGAAUAUGGUCUUCCUAGUCUUAUUGCUGUAUCUCACGCGACACAACACUUUAAAACUGGAGACCUAGUUGAAUUGGAUUCAUUUAAGGGAACAAUUAGUCGAAUUCAAACCUAG
This is a messenger RNA of Caenorhabditis bovis, 5265 nucleotides long. NCBI's taxonomy places the organism in Eukaryota, Metazoa, Nematoda, Chromadorea, Rhabditida, Rhabditidae. The record is from the annotation of a GenBank genome assembly.